AAGAGUAGCGCUCGCUCGUUAAUUACUCACACACGGCACCUCGUACUUUCUCUGUCAUCGAGUGCCCGAGAUCGCCGCUGUAAAAUGCAUAUAAACGUUUAUGGUCAGUAGGAUUAUCAAGUUCUUCAACUUUUCUAUCAAAUCUACAAGAUUUUGUAGUGAAUAAUUAGAAGUCAUGACACAUCUGCCUCCAUGCGUUAUAGAUGUCGGAACAGGGUACACGAAGCUGGGCUUUGCUGGAAAUAAAGAGCCUCAACUUAUGAUACCAUCGGCAAUAGCCAUAAAGGAAACGGCUAAAGUUGGCGAUAAGUCUGCGAGACGCGUCACCAAAGGUAUCGAAGAUUUAGAUUUUUAUAUCGGAGAUGAAGCUUUCGAUGCUACCGGAUAUGCAGUCAAGUAUCCAGUUAGACACGGUUUGGUCGAAGAUUGGGAUUUGAUGGAGCGUUUUCUUCAGCAAUGUAUUUUCAAAUAUUUAAGGGCAGAGCCAGAAGAUCAUUAUUUUCUAUUAACGGAACCUCCCUUAAAUACACCUGAAAAUCGUGAAUACACAGCCGAGAUAAUGUUUGAAUCGUUUAAUGUUUCUGGAUUGUACAUUGCUGUUCAAGCGGUAUUAGCUCUUGCAGCUUCGUGGACGGCUAAAAAUGUCGAAGAAAGAAAUUUGACUGGUAUUGUUGUCGAUAGUGGCGAUGGAGUCACUCAUGUUAUCCCCGUUGCCGAGGGCUUUGUUAUAGGUAGUUGUAUUAAGCACAUUCCAAUUGCUGGACGUGAUAUUACAUAUUUUAUUCAGAGUCUCUUAAGAGAUCGAGAAGUGGGUAUACCUCCAGAACAAUCGUUAGAAACAGCAAAAGCGAUUAAAGAAAAAUUUUGUUAUAUUUGCCCUGAUAUUGCCAAAGAAUUUGCUAAAUUUGAUAGCGAUGCUAGCAAGUUUAGAAAAUAUGAUGGAAUGAAUAAUAUAACCAAACAACCAUUUACCGUAGAUGUCGGUUACGAAAGAUUUCUUGGACCAGAAAUUUUCUUUCAUCCCGAGUUUUCCAAUCCAGAUUUUACAACUCCUCUAAAUGAGAUUGUGGACGAUGUUAUUCAACAUUGCCCCAUCGAUGUAAGAAGACCACUUUAUCAUAAUAUCGUUCUGUCUGGUGGUUCAACAAUGUUCAAAGGCUUUGGAAGACGACUACAAAGAGAUAUAAAAAAAACUGUCGAUGCGCGUUUGAAUUUAAGCAUGGCCCUUAGCGGUGGACAUAUUACGCCGAAGCCAAUUGACGUUCGUGUAAUAUCACAUCAUAAACAGCGUUGUGCUGUUUGGUAUGGAGGAGCAUUAUUGGCUAGUGAUCCUGAAUUUUUUACAGUAUGCCACACCAAAGCGGACUAUCAAGAACAUGGCCCAGGAAUUUGUCGUUACAAUCCUGUGUUCCGUAGUAUGAUUUAAAUGAUAAAAUUAUUAAGAAUACAGUUAGAAAAAUCUAAUAAAUCAAGAAUACGGACUUUACUGACUUCUCAAUACUGACAUCAGUUUACAAUUUUCAGAGUGGCCAAGCAUUUAUUAAAAAUAAAUUUAAUAUUAUUUUA
Ceratosolen solmsi marchali is the source of this 1566-nucleotide messenger RNA. It is a transcript of the gene Arp3, whose product is annotated as Actin-related protein 3. The coding region runs from base 176 to 1426 and encodes 416 amino acids. The record is from RefSeq and is a predicted model, not a curated record. The transcript has 6 exons. NCBI's taxonomy places the organism in Eukaryota, Metazoa, Arthropoda, Insecta, Hymenoptera, Agaonidae.